Cuscuta europaea is the source of this 917-nucleotide messenger RNA. NCBI's taxonomy places the organism in Eukaryota, Viridiplantae, Streptophyta, Magnoliopsida, Solanales, Convolvulaceae. The record is from the annotation of a GenBank genome assembly.
AUACAUUAUAAGACUGGUGAGAAGAAGUAUAUUUUACAUCCGAGAGGGGCUCAAAUUGGAGAUACCAUUGUUUCUGGUACAAAUGUUUCAAUCAAAAUUGGAAAUGCCCUACCUUUGACCGAAAUCCCCUUAGGCACGACUAUACAUAACCUAGAAAUUACACGUGGAAGGGGUGGACAAUUAGCUCGAGCAGCGGGUGCAAUGGCGAAACUGAUUGCAAAAGAGGGUAAAUCAGCUACAUUAAAAUUACCUUCUGGCGAGGUCCGUUUUAUAUCCCAAAACUGCUCCGCAACAAUAGGACAAGUCGGGAAUGUUGGGUUCAACCAAAAAAAUUUGGGUAGAGCUGGAGCUAAACGAUGGCUAGGUAAGCGUCCUGUAGUCAGAGGAGUAGUUAUGAACCCCGUAGACCAUCCACACGGGGGCGGUGAGGGUAGAGCUCCUAUUGGGAGAAAAAAACCUACAACCCCUUGGGGUUAUCCCGCACUUGGAAGAAAAACUAGAAAGAGGAAUAAAUAUAGUGAGAAGCUCAUUCUUCGUCACCGCAGUUAAUAUAAUAGUAUAAUAUAGUUAAUAGAGUGAAUAUACUUAAUGUAAUAUAUAUAGUAUAUAAAAUUAAUAUAAUAGAACAAAUUAAAUUUAUUCAUUCAAUUAUAUGAAAAAUAAAAAAAUAAAAGAAUAAUAAAAUUUAUAGGAGUAAACUGUGGCACGUUCACUAAAAAAAAAUCCCUUUGUAGCUCAUAAAUUAUUAAAAAAAAUUGAGAAACUUAACACAAAGGGAGAAAAAGAAAUAAUAAUAACUUGGUCCCGGGGAUCUACUAUUAUUCCAAUAAUGAUUGGUCAUACUAUUGCCAUUCAUAAUGGGAAAGAGCAUCUCCCUAUUUAUAUAAUGGAUGAUAUGGUCGGACACAAAUUGGGAG